Aspergillus viridinutans is the source of this 1431-nucleotide messenger RNA. RefSeq lists its product as uncharacterized. The transcript is spliced from 2 exons. Lineage: Eukaryota; Fungi; Ascomycota; Eurotiomycetes; Eurotiales; Aspergillaceae. The record is from RefSeq and is a predicted model, not a curated record. Bases 1 to 1431 code for a protein of 476 amino acids.
AUGAGUCUCGUUGACGAUAUCCUGUGUGCGAUUUCAGUGCUAUCAUCAAAUUUACCAAAUGUGAACACUCAAGAUCUGCUUCCACGCCAUCGACCAGAAUUGCAGUCUGCGUUUUACAGUUUAGAGCGAAUACUGAGCUCACCACCUCCAUCUCCGACAAACCGCUCGGAGUCUACGAGCUCAGUAGCUUCUCCGCUUCAGCCUCUUGACACAUCAGCUCUGUCUGGUAAUGAAAUCGGGGGACAAGCUGAUAACGUUGAAGCUCUAAAUGUCCAGAACUCAACCUCAGCCGAUCGAAUAAUGCCGCCGUCAAAUCAAGAUGAGUCCGAGCGACCUUUGGCGCAACCGCUUUCGGGCAAGACGGAUCUAGUGUCCUCUUUCAUGGAACGUCUCCAGCGCUCUUCAAGAAAAAUACGUACCUUCGUGGCAAAGGACGCGGAAGACGCAAUUUCCAGACGUACCAACUGGACAGAGCUCGAUCCGCGUCUCGUUGACAUCGAUUUGGCAGAACGCCAUACCUCAGAGACCGGAAAGUUUAGGGGAUGGCUUGGCAGGUAUUCACUUACCGAAGAUUAUUUGGCCUGGGCAGAAAACAAAUACAAACAUCCUCGCGAAGCAUUUCUGGUUUUGGACGAAAAGACCGCGGAUCAGAGAGGUCAGGGCCACAUUGCUGAAUAUGUGUCCUUUGUUGGCCUACCAAAAGGAAAAGCGCACAAAGCUAUUCGCCAUGGAUUGAAAUACAUCUCGUUUGAGCACAUAUAUGGGAACCCCGGAGUCUCCGUGUUCCUGUGUCACAUGUUUACCGCGUUCAGGGACCUGCCAUACUCGCAAUUCAAGUCAUUGGCGACGAUUAUUCAUAAAUCGGCCAAAUGGUCCAAAUUAGCGGCGGAAAAAUCUGACUGGCUAUCCCGAUGUCGAUUGAUCUACAAUGAGGACAACAAGCAGUAUCGGUCUCGGUCGCUUAGCCGGAAGCGUCCGCUCGAGCUCGAGUGGACAAAUGAGCAAUCUCAGCAUAAGAGAGUGGAAACAGCCAACAGCGCUGCAAUAGGUGGUGAUCUAUGCUCAAACAAUGCUUCAUCAAACCUGCGGCCACCUCCAGACUUUGACCCGCCCCAACCAGCAGGUGAUCUGGAUGCUGAACACCGACUUUCAACUGAUGGCCUGUUGCGGCCAAAUUUCGAUGUUUGGGAAGAUCUGAAUAUAUUCCAAAACCUUGAUCUUUGGCAAGAAGAUUUCGGCCCUGUUCAAGAUCACAUGUUCCUAUUCUCCCAAACAGCAGAGGGCACAGAAAGUGCGGGAUAUAUAUCCUCUGAACAAAGAAACGCAAGGCUGGAGACAUUCAACGCAUCACUAGAAGAUGACUGCGGACAGAAUGCGUCGCGGGUGAAUUUGCCUCUAUUCAACACCCUUGCAGCACAAACAGUUUGCUAA